This is a messenger RNA of Triticum turgidum subsp. durum (durum wheat), 756 nucleotides long. The record is from the annotation of a GenBank genome assembly. Lineage: Eukaryota; Viridiplantae; Streptophyta; Magnoliopsida; Poales; Poaceae.
AUGCUUCACGGUGGCAGGCCGCUGUCCCUCAGGGGCUCCCUCAAGGCCCUCGAAGCCGAUAUCCACCACGCCAACACCCUGGCGCAUGCUAUCCACAGGGCCUACGGGGGCACCUGCGUGCAGAUGAGGCUGUCCUACAGCUCCAUGGCUCCAAUCAUCCUCAACCUUAUCCAGUGGAUGGACUGCAGCUGCUCCCUCUCCUACACCCUCCCCAGCUACCUGGGCCUUCUCGAGGUUCUCGUCUACAAGGUUUAUGUUGAUGGGGAUGCCUCCAUAUCCACCAUCGAAAGGCGAGCGAGCCUCAAAGAAUUCUACGCCAUAAUAUACCCCUACUUGCAACAAAUUGAGGAGAACGUCAUGGCGAGAGACUGCAAGGAGAAGGGGUGGUGCAAGGGGGACGGCGACAGCGGCGGCCGCCGGAAGCUUUACGCCGAUGACAAGGACGCCGAGAGGGAAGACGAGUGCGGCAUUUGCCUGGAGGCCUGCACCAAGAUGGUCCUUCCCAACUGCAACCAUGCCAUGUGCAUCAACUGUUACCGAGACUGGUACACAAGAUCCCAGUCGUGCCCAUUCUGCCGCGGAAGCCUGAAGCGAGUCCAGUCCAGGGACCUGUGGGUGCUCACUGGCGACGAGGACGUGAUCGACCCGGUGACCCUGGAGAAGGAGAAUGUGAGGCACUUCCACAGCUUCAUCGACAGCCUGCCCCUCAUCGUCCCCGACAACCUCCUGCUGGUCUACUAUGACUACCUAGUCUAG